GUGCAGCACAGUUAUUAAUGCUACAUAGGCACCUAACUUAAAGUCGUCUUCCAACCGAUGAUCAAUUCACACGCACACAUGUCUCAGCAAGUAUCUUCUUCAGCCAUGAAGACAACCAUGUGGAUUUUCACGCUCUUUAUUCUUGCACAGAUUAUUGGAACCUCUAUUUUUGGUGUAUAUUUUUACAAGAAGCUGGAUAAGAUUGAAGAGGAAAUGAGUUUCAGUGCUGACUACCUGGUUCUGAGAAGAAUACAGAAAUGCAUGAAGGGGGACAGUGUUGAUCCAACAUUACUGAACUGCAAGGAGGUGCUGGUUAAAUUCCGCCAACUUAUAUCUGAGAUCAUCAAAACAGACACUUCAGGAGAAAAAGUUGAAUACCGGAAAGCUACAAAUCAAGUUUCCAAAAAUGAGGUUCAAGGUGAAGAGAAGAACAAAUUGCCAAAAGAAGAAUCAGAACAGCCUGUUAUUGCAGCACAUCUUGUGGGAGAAAAAAGCAGCAACAAAGAAGUUUUGCAGUGGAUGGAAAAGGGUUAUUCAUCGAUGUGCAAGGAGGUCACAUAUACAAAUGGUAAACUGAAGGUGGAAAAAGCUGGCAUUUACUAUGUCUACUCUCAAGUGAGUUUUUGCAUGAAUUCACAGCUAUCCCGUGCACCCUUUGUGCAAUACGUCUAUUUAAGUAAACCACAGGAAACAGACAAGCUGUUGCUAAAAGGAGCAAACACGUUCAUCACACCAACACCAGACUGUGCUCUGCACUCAAUACAACAAGGAGCUGUAUUUGCUCUGAAGAAAAACGAUCUACUAUUUGUUAAUGUGACGGAUUCAUCUCGCGUCAAUUACAGUCCUGGACUUACAUACUUUGGCAUGUUUAAACUCUGAGGAACUCAUGCAGCCGUAAGACUGGCUGAAGAUGAACGCUAAAUAUGUGGUGGGUUGUGUUUGCAAGAAUAGGCCUUCUCAGCACUUCAGUUUAUUACUAUUAUUUCUGCAGAACUUUUCAUACUUGGAUUUUCGUGGCUUGGUCAAAGAAUGACUCUACAUGGGUAACCCUUCUCUUGUAAAUAGAAAAUGCCACAACAUCUGCUCAACAAUCAGCCCUUCUUCAGUGGUAACAAGUUGAUCACAAAGCCCUACACAUAAGCAAAAUGCACUUGGCUCUUGUUCUAGUUAAUAAGGGAGCUAAUAUUCUAACUGGACUGCACUUAUGUGCUGUUAGAAACUAUUGAAGCAAUGAUUGUUGAUCCCAAAAGGGGGUGGGAAAAUUCUGGAGAGGUUUGUUACUCAACAAUUGGUUUAUGAAGAUACCCUAAUAACACUGUAAAGAUGAGUAGGAGGCCACACAUUCGGGUUGAAGUAUAUAAUUUACAUGUAAAAAAUAGCAAGAGAUAGGCUUUCCUGGGGAAAGGUUCAAUUACUGAUGAAAGCCCCAGUCCACCUUUACACAAUUAGUUCCACUAUUUUUUAUCUACUGUUAUUUUUAUUAGCUGUUAUCUUGAAUGAUGUUGCCUAAACCUCACCUCAAGAAGCAGCCAAACACAUGUGGAACAAAUAAUCCUACAAAUGUUUGAUUGUAGAACAUUAUAUAGUUGGCUGUUCUACACUGAACUUGAACAGGCUAAAAACUUAAAUGGAAGGGGCACUUUGUAUAUUAUAUAAAUUAAAAAAUAUCUACAAAAAUUUGUUUCAGACACAGACACAAUCUGUAAGUAGAAUACCCAGGUGGUGGACAGCAACAACAUGGGGGUCUACUUUUGGGGGUUUAUUUAUCAAGCUCCGAAUUUAUCUCAGUAUUUCUGAGAUAA
Molecule: messenger RNA, 1802 nt
Organism: Xenopus laevis (African clawed frog)
Lineage: Eukaryota; Metazoa; Chordata; Amphibia; Anura; Pipidae
Gene: cd40lg.S
Product: CD40 ligand (TNF superfamily, member 5, hyper-IgM syndrome) S homeolog
Exons: 6
Coding region: 58-879 (273 amino acids)
Source: RefSeq, a predicted model, not a curated record